AUGGUCUACAUCCGACAGCGCAACCUCCCAAAGUUGCGCGAGUACAAGUACGCCGGCGUCGAUAAAUCCUUAGUAUCCAAGUAUAUCCUCAAGCCAUUCUACACCAAUGUCGCCAUCAAAUGCUUCCCAAUGUCUAUGGCGCCGAAUCUUAUCACCCUCACCGGCUUUAGUUUUGUGGUUGUCAAUGUCUUGACCAUGCUUUGGUACAAUCCUAGCCUCGACACCGACUGUCCUCCGUGGGUCUAUUUGUCUUGGGCUAUCGGCCUCUUCCUUUACCAGACCUUCGAUGCCGUGGAUGGAUCGCAGGCACGGAGGACACAUCAAAGCGGACCUCUGGGAGAGCUCUUCGACCACGGAGUCGACGCUUGUAAUACCGGCCUCGAAGUCCUCCUUUUCGCAGCUGCGAUGAACCUGGGCCAGUCUUGGAAGACAGUCCUUACACUCUUUGGCACAGUCUUCACCUUCUACAUCCAGACCUGGGAUGAGUACCAUACCCACACUUUGACCUUGGGGAUCAUUUCUGGGCCAGUGGAAGGGGUGCUUACUUUGGUUGUGGUCUACUUCCUCACAUAUUUGAAGGGAGGGGCAAGUUACUGGCAGCAACCUAUGCUUCCAAGUCUUGGCAUUCCGAAGUACGGCCUUGUCCCAGACAAUCUGUACCAGCUAGCAUGGAACGAGUGGUAUAUGGUGUACGGGGGCGUGGUCCUGGUGUUUAAUACCAUCAGCAGUGCUCGGACUGUGAUCAACGUCCGACGAGAAAGGGGCCAGGAUCCGUACAAAGCCUUGCUAGGGUUAUUGCCUAUCACCGUCACCUGGACUCUGAUACCGGUAUACCUAUGGUUGAACCCGGUGAUCCUGCAUCAUCAUCUCAUCCCAUUCGUCCUAUUCGCCAGCAUGGUCAACGCUUAUUCCGUGGGACAAAUGAUUGUUGCACACCUGGUCAAGGACAAAUUCCCCUAUCAAAAUGUGCUCAUCAUUCCACUUGCCUGGGCUGUUGUCGACAGCCUAGGCCCAAAGUUGGGGCUGUGGCCAAGUGCUCUAGGAGAUGACAUCUACCAGGUGGCGUUCAUCUUUCUCGCCCUGGGCCUCGCCCUAGGCGUGUACGGAAGCUUCGUUCACGAUGUCAUCACCACCAUUUGUGAUUACUUGGAUAUCUGGUGUUUGACUAUCAAGCAUCCUUAUGUGGAAGGCAAGGUGAAUGCCGAGGUCAGUCACGACACCGUCAGACAUCCAUGGGUGGAAGGAAAUCAGAACGGAGAGGCCAAGAAGUCUCAGUGA
Messenger RNA from Exophiala xenobiotica, 1278 nucleotides. RefSeq lists its product as uncharacterized. Lineage: Eukaryota; Fungi; Ascomycota; Eurotiomycetes; Chaetothyriales; Herpotrichiellaceae. The coding region runs from base 1 to 1278 and encodes 425 amino acids. The record is from RefSeq and is a predicted model, not a curated record. The transcript has 4 exons. Gene Ontology annotation, molecular function: phosphotransferase activity, for other substituted phosphate groups. Gene Ontology annotation, cellular component: membrane. Gene Ontology annotation, biological process: phospholipid biosynthetic process.